Messenger RNA from Electrophorus electricus (electric eel), 3684 nucleotides. The record is from RefSeq and is a predicted model, not a curated record. Lineage: Eukaryota; Metazoa; Chordata; Actinopteri; Gymnotiformes; Gymnotidae.
GCGAACCGUUGGCCAGCAACGAUGGAUAGGACGUCAUCUGUCUGUAACAUGCAGCUAGCUAAAACGUCACUUUAGCUUCCAGAUUUCGUUAGAUUUGGCCUUUAUGACCGACACUCCACAGAGGUGGUAGGGGGUGGUCAAAUAUGUAUGAAAAACCUCACAAUCAAAGCCGUAAUCUGUUUAAGGUGCAGUUAGAAUUUACCGUGUGAAAUCAGCCGCAUUAGCCAGCCUGGUAGCUAGCUAGCUAACCAGCUAGCUAACUAAGAGCUAGCACUGCUGCGCUAGCAUAGCCGACUGUGUCCACCAUAAACAGCCGAAUAAUUAGAUGGUUAGCGAGUGGGUUUGCGGUAAGAAAAUCAAGUCGUCAUCUGCCUGGUACGUGGCGUCUUGUGGAGGGAUAAUUGCACCCUGAGAAAUACUGGUGGUGCCAUGAUGCGAUGACUCACCUCUUAUGCUGAGAACUGGCUGUGACUAACUAGACGGUGACCUGAGCCAUGGGGGCGUUCCUGGAUAAGCCCAAGACGGAGAAGCAGAACGCGCACGGCGAGGGCAACAGCCUGCGCUACGGCCUGAGCAGCAUGCAGGGCUGGAGGGUGGAGAUGGAGGACGCCCACACGGCUGCCAUCGGCCUGCCGCACGGCCUGGAUGACUGGUCCUUCUUCGCUGUUUACGAUGGGCAUGCCGGCUCGCGCGUGGCCAAUUACUGCGCCAAACACCUUCUGGAGCACAUCGUGGCGGCAGGGUCGGCCGAAGAGCUGCGGAGGGCGGGCGCGCCCUCACCCGAUGCGCCUGCUGUGGAGGCGGUGAAAGGUGGCAUCCGCGCGGGAUUCCUGCGCAUCGACGAGCACAUGCGCAGCUUCACGGACCUGCGCAACGGCAUGGACCGCAGCGGCUCCACGGCCGUGGCCGUGCUGCUCUCGCCUGCUCACGCCUACUUCAUCAACUGCGGCGAUUCGCGCGCGCUGCUGUGCCGCGACGGCCACGUGCGCUUUUCCACACUCGACCACAAGCCCUGCAACCCACGUGAGAAGGAGCGCAUUCAGAACGCCGGCGGCUCCGUCAUGAUCCAGCGCGUCAACGGCUCGUUGGCCGUCUCGCGUGCCCUCGGUGACUACGACUACAAGUGCGUGGAGGGCAAGGGCCCCACAGAGCAGCUGGUGUCUCCCGAGCCCGAGGUGUUUGAGAUCAUGCGCGCCGAGGCCGAAGACGAGUUUGUGGUGCUGGCGUGCGAUGGCAUCUGGGACGUGAUGAGCAACGAAGAGCUGUGUGCCUUCGUCCGCGCAAGGCUGGAGGUGUCGGAUGACUUGGAGAAGGUGUGCAACGAGGUGGUGGACACAUGUCUACACAAGGGAAGUCGAGAUAACAUGAGUGUUGUGUUAGUCUGUUUGCCAAAUGCGCCCAAAGUGUCAGAGGAGGCGGUGAAGAGAGACGCAGAGCUGGACAAAUUCCUUGAGUCACGUGUGGAAGAGCUCAUAGAGAAAGCAGGGGAGGAGGGCAUUCCUGACCUGGUACAUGUCAUGAGGAACCUCGCCACAGAGAAUAUCCCCAACCUCCCACCAGGGGGCGGCCUUGCCAGCAAGCACAGUGUAAUCGAGGCCGUGUAUAACCGGCUCAACCCUCAAAGAGAUGAUGACGGGAAUGGUGCAGACCUGGAGGAUCCCUGGUAGCUUCUCAACCCCAGGGCCUCUCCCCUUAAAGGAUAAAGGAUCCCUUUGAUUGGAAGAAACCCUUCAUAGUUUUGUUUUCAUUUUUUUUCUAUGAAACCGAGAGAUUAAUCCAUACUGUAAUGAUUUGAAGUACAAUGGAUAUCGCAGUCCCCUUAAAAGGAUUGCAAACACUUCUUUGGGGGGGGGGGGGGGAAUAUAACAUGAGGGAAAGAGAAGAACUUAAGCCGUAGACAACCCAUCAUGAAUCAAAGUACACAUCAAACAAUAAAGACUGAGAGGUUUUUUUUUUGUGCUCUUUCCCCCACCUUGUGUUUGUUGAUGUUCUAGUUCAGACUGGUGUUUGUGGCGACAUGCGCGGCCAUAAGCACUGUGGUGCCUUUUUCUACUUGGCUACAGAUGGGUGACUUGGGCUUGUGGGGGUUCUCCUGCCCUCAGCCCAGAUUGCGACAGCGGCUGGCCCACAUGAGACCACUGCUACCCCUGGACUUUGGGGGUAUGGACCAUCACUGGCUUUAAUCAGGAUUUCCUUGACUGACGUUUGCAUGUGGAACACGUUUGGAGGAAUUGCUACUUUAUUACAUAACCUGUGUUGUGGAAAGGUUUGGAGCUUGACAGCUUUUUGCACCUUUAGCGCGCCCCACCCCCCACCCCCACCUCCCCAUAUGCUCUGAUAGACGUUUGAAAAGACUGCAUCAAUAUUGCUUUAUCCUGCAGUUUAUCACUCAUUUGGUUGUUAUAAGCUUUUAAUCCUGCUGUUUCAGAGAAUAUAGAAUAUAUAGAUAUAUAUAGAUAUAUAUAUAUAUAAAUUCAUAUAUAUAUUUUUUUUCCUCCUUGAAUAUAGUGUCAUUUAUGGGUUACAGGCUGCGAAGCAAUAGAUGUGAAAAGGGUCCGUAUGCUUUGAGUUGUUCUGUGUCAAAUCAGUGAGGCUCAAUAUUACUCCUCCCCAAAUCCUCGGAGUCAGUAUUAUUUGAGCAUGUUUCUAAUGUUAAAAUGCUGCAGAAACAUAAGAUAUUUUAUAUAUUUUGGUGUCCUUUAACUCUCAGUAAUUUUAUAACAGGGGUUUAGUGUUUCAGGACUCCUCAUUUCAUAUAAUCAUCUGCAAACAUAUUGGAUUUUCAUGUUGUAUAUGCAGAUUGUUAAGUUCUCAUCUAGAUAUAUAUUUUUGAUUUUAGGUUGCCAAGUCUGUCAGUUGUCAUUAAACAGUGUUGCCCUCACCUGUUUAAAACAAAAUAGCCAUCUCAGAUUCUCUGAUAAAACCAUUAACGAUAUGGUGUGGGUGUUUGUUUGUGUGUGUGGGGGGUGGGUGGGUGGGGGGGUGUAAGUAAGUAAUCUGUUCAAGAUUUGGGGUAAGGGCAGUUACAUACUUGGUUUAAUGUUGAAACUUUGGGAUAUCAGAAGAAAGUUGUUUAGAAAUGUUCUUAAAAAUUUUGGAAUUUGUGCAAAUGUAAUUUUUUUGAGAGUUAAAAGAUACCUAGUAACACAAAAUUACUGUAAUUGUUGAUAUCAAAACCACCUUUCUUUAAGUGAUUUGACGCAGAAUGACCAGUGUGUAAGUGGGAGUGUGUGGCUGGUAAAUUACUUUGGAAGAGUGAGAUUGUGCAAGUUAUGUGCUUGUGUUAACUAGCUGCCUAAGAAUUAUGGGUGUUGUAGGCUGUAAUGGAUCCCUGGUGCCCAGUGAAGCCACACUACGUAUCUUCUUCACUUUUCUCUGUAUCAUAUUUUUGCCUUCCUUUUUCCAAACACAGUUCUAAUUUCACAGUGCAAAACAGAACUACAACAUCCCCCCCCUUUAGAGCAUAUUGUAAAAUGGUGUGGGUUUUUGUCUCUUUUCGUUAGCAGAUAAUGGAAAAUAUGAGCUUUAUGAUGAGUUCAUGAAUUAAUUUCAGACUGCAUACAAGUGUGAUUCUGGUUUUGCUCAAAUGCAUUUUCAGGAGUCAUGGAUGACUACAGAAACUUGCUGAACACGAGCACUGAAAGGUGAAAUCAAGCAGAACAAUAAAGAUCAAGUGAAAGUGGG